AUGGUUUCUACUGGGAAGGCGGAUUUCUUGUCGGAGACCCGGGCUCCAACGGUAAAGGGUGUGAUGUGGGUUAUGUCGCUUGUACCUCUGGUCUUCGUCGGCAUGCGCUUGUACGUGAGGAUAUACUUGCGGAGAGUGUUUGGUUGGGACGAUGGCAUUGCGAUUGUUGCAAUUUGCUGUCUGGUUGCAUACGCUGCCGUGUGUCAUGUCGCUGCUAACCUUGGGUUGGGUCAGCAUCUGCUCCUCGUCAAAGAUAACCCUAAUAAGCUCAUGGAAGUGGGGCUACUGUGCAAUAUUGGCGAAACCCUGGCUAUCAUGGCAUGCACACUGGGAAAGACCUCUUUUGCUGUCACGUUGUUGCGCAUUGUGGUCCACAAGUGGAUGGUCUUCUUGUUGUGGUUUGUUAUUAUUACGAUGAACGUUGUCAACAUUUUGACUGCACUCUUCGUAUUCUUACAAUGCAAAGACCCUCGCCAUCUAUGGAAUCCGAUGAUCCCGUCGCAGUGUUGGCCCUCACAUGUCUUUACCAACUUUUCUCUCUUUGUUGGGGCAUACUCUGGAGCUCGGGAUUUUGUUCUGGCGUUACUACCCUGGACGAUUGUUUGGAAUUUGCAAAUGAAGAAGAAGGAAAAGUUUGGUGUGGCGUUCGCAAUGAGUCUUGGAAUCUUUGCUGGCGCAGCGUCCAUUGUAAAGACAACCUACUUGGUGGCCCUCUCAGCCAAGGCAGACUUCACCUGGGAAUUGGCUCCACUCCUUAUCUGGGCUGCUGUCGAGGACGGUCUAGCUAUUACUGCAGCAUCCAUUCCCGCACUCAAACCUCUUCUUGUCAGGCUAUUCCCCAGCUCUACGUCAGAGACCUACAAUAUGGCAGCGUAUCCACCGAAACAGCCAGUACCAAGAGUAUUUGACAAUACAGAGGGCGACACACUGACAGAUAUUGGACAUACUACCAUUCAUGACUCGGGGAGUCAGACCGCUAUACUGGACCCAGAAAUGGCAGUGCCGGCUUCUCCAAAGCUUGAGAGUAUCAAUAUGACCACUGAGGUUUUUGUGACAUAUAAUAAUCACGGCACGCAACAAAUCAAAGGUCGAGGUCUUGUAUGA
Penicillium antarcticum is the source of this 1104-nucleotide messenger RNA. RefSeq lists its product as uncharacterized. The record is from RefSeq and is a predicted model, not a curated record. The coding region runs from base 1 to 1104 and encodes 367 amino acids. NCBI's taxonomy places the organism in Eukaryota, Fungi, Ascomycota, Eurotiomycetes, Eurotiales, Aspergillaceae. The transcript has 5 exons.